Messenger RNA from Oryzias melastigma (Indian medaka), 2371 nucleotides. It is a transcript of the gene got2b, whose product is annotated as glutamic-oxaloacetic transaminase 2b, mitochondrial. Bases 104 to 1390 code for a protein of 428 amino acids. The record is from RefSeq and is a predicted model, not a curated record. Gene Ontology annotation, biological process: L-aspartate catabolic process; biosynthetic process. Gene Ontology annotation, molecular function: pyridoxal phosphate binding; L-aspartate:2-oxoglutarate transaminase activity. The transcript has 10 exons. Lineage: Eukaryota; Metazoa; Chordata; Actinopteri; Beloniformes; Adrianichthyidae. Gene Ontology annotation, cellular component: mitochondrion.
GCUCCUCUGACGUCAACACGUACCACCGCACAGCAUCGUGGUAGCGUCUGCCCUUCACGUUCGUCCAUAUCCUGUGAGGCUGUAACUCCAAGGCACUGCAACCAUGGCUCUGCUCAAGUCUAACAAGGUGAUCUUCUGCCUGGGGAACAUUUCUCCAUCUCUGGGAGUUUUGUCCACUCGCAACAGCUCAUGGUGGGGUGGAGUGCAGAUGGGCCCCCCUGAUCCCAUUCUUGGGGUGACUGAAGCCUUCAGGAGGGACACCAACCCUAAGAAGAUGAAUCUUGGAGUAGGAGCCUACAGGGACGACCAGGGGAAGCCCUUUGUGCUCAGCUGUGUUCGCAAGGCCGAGGCUUUGAUUGCAGCCAAGCAGCUGGAUAAGGAGUACCUUCCCAUUGGGGGUCUGGGUGAUUUUACCAAAGCCUGUGCCCAGCUGGCUCUCGGUGCCGACAGUGAGGUUUUAAAGAGCAGCAGAAGCAUCACUGUUCAGACCAUCUCAGGAACAGGAUCUUUGCGCAUUGGAGGCAACUUUUUGGCUAGAUUCCACGCAGGUCCUCAUGAUGUCUAUCUGCCAAAACCUUCCUGGGGAAACCAUACACCCAUCUUCAGAGAUGCUGGCAUGCAGCUCAAAGCAUACCGCUACUAUGAACCCUCCACCUGUGGCUUUGACUUCAAAGGAGCUCUUGAGGACAUUUCUAAAAUCCCAGAGAAGAGUGUGAUUCUGUUGCACGCGUGCGCCCAUAACCCCACCGGCGUCGACCCCAGGCCCGAGCAGUGGAAGGAGAUUUCUCAAGUUGUGAAGGAGAGAAAUCUGCUGCCGUUCUUCGACAUGGCCUACCAAGGCUUUGCAAGUGGGGACAUUGAUCGUGAUGCCUGGGCUGUGCGGCACUUCAUUGAACAGGGACACAACAUCGUCCUGUCACAGUCUUUUGCCAAAAACAUGGGACUCUACGGUGAGCGUGUGGGAGGCUUCACUGUAGUCUGCAGCGAUGCAGAGGAGGCAAAGCGGGUGGAGUCCCAAAUCAAGAUUCUCAUCAGACCCAUUUACUCCAACCCACCAGUGAACGGUGCCAGAAUCGCUUCCACGAUUUUGAACACUCCAGAACUGCGCUCUGUUUGGCUGCAGGAGGUGGAUUCUAUGGCCAAACGCAUCAUUUCGAUGAGGGAGCAGCUGGUGGCCGGAUUGAAAAAGCAGGGCUCCUCUCACAACUGGCAGCACGUCACCGACCAGAUUGGGAUGUUCUGCUUCACAGGCCUGAAGCCCGAGCAGGUUGAGAGGCUGAUAAAGGAGUUUUCUGUGUACAUGACCAAGGACGGUAGAAUUUCCAUGGCAGGUGUGACCUCUGGGAAUGUGGGAUACCUCGCCGAGGCGAUCCACGCAGUCACCAAGUAGACCGUUUGCUGGUUGGAGAGCGACAGAAUCAAAGCUGCAGAGUCGAAGAGGAGCUUAUGCAUCACUUCUCCAGUCCACUUUUAGAGAAGAGCUCAUUGUUUAGUAAUACAUUCUCGUAUGGAUUUCAUGAUGUCAUCGUGGAACGGUUGCUGUUUUAUUUUUCCAAUUUCCGUCUCAGAACUUUCCUGUCAACAUUAUCCCCUUGCUAAACAACAUAUAUUAUUUUCUGGAGCAGAUGUCACAUUUAUUUAUUAAUUGGGAAUAAUUGUUGUACCAUUUGAAUUUUCUAAAUGUUACUUUUCUGCUGUGAGCCCUGUCAUCAUGUAACACUCAGAAAUAAAAUCCCUGUGGAACGGCUUGCUGGCUUUGUAUGUCAGGAAAAAAAUGCCUGUUACUUUGUCAAAUCCUGUAGAUUUUUUUUUCUUUUUGGUAUUGGUGGGGGUGCAGCACUUUAUGUUUUAUAGCACUGUUUGAGUUUGUCACUUGGCUUAAUUGUCUAAACAGCCAUUCAUCAUCAGCUUAUUAGAUUUAAUUUCAUCAGCUCUUAAGUAAUUUAUGCUAGUUUCUAUAUAGAAAAGCCUCGUCUAGUCCCUUAUGCUCAGUUCUUUCUGUCGGAUGUCUGUUUAAACUCACCAUUCAAACAAGCACAAAACUGAAAAGAGUUCAGCAUAGGUUCAAAUUCUGCAUAGAUAUUUUUAUAAGAGUUGGAGUAUAACGCCACCUCUUCCUUCACGUGUUGACAGUGAAAGCUCGAACCUGUAACAUUGACGAUUGGAGUUCCAUUUUUGAGGAUGAAAAGUACAGUUUAAACACAACAAUACACUGCUGAAGUUUGGAGAUGCAAUAUAAAAAUGUUUAUCACAGAAACUCUAAUAGUAUAAAACAUGGAGUUACCCAAUCUGCUCAUACCUCCAUUGUCUGCUUUUUGAGGGUCAUUUGUCAUAAACUACAGAAAACGAACAAUAAACUGUAAUGGAAUGA